This is a messenger RNA of Lactuca saligna, 303 nucleotides long. NCBI's taxonomy places the organism in Eukaryota, Viridiplantae, Streptophyta, Magnoliopsida, Asterales, Asteraceae. The record is from the annotation of a GenBank genome assembly.
AUGAUUCGUCGCAUCACCAAUCAAGGCGCGCAAACAGUAGUAAACUCCAACAAAAUCAUGAAUAUUGGUGCUACCACCAAAGUCACUGUGGUAUGUCUUUGUCGUCCGGGCGGAGAACAUGAUCGAACAAUAGAGCACAUCGUUUCCUUUCAGAAGGACAUUACCGCUGCUAGAGCAGAGGUAAAAGAGUUCCGGAAAAGCCAAGCCAAAAUGGAAAGGCACAUCAUCGAGGCUGAACGUCAAAUAGCUCAGGCUUCCAAAACCAAAUAUCAUGGUCCGCAGCGCACCACCUAUUCAGAGUAG